Endocarpon pusillum Z07020 is the source of this 534-nucleotide messenger RNA. RefSeq lists its product as uncharacterized. The transcript is spliced from 2 exons. NCBI's taxonomy places the organism in Eukaryota, Fungi, Ascomycota, Eurotiomycetes, Verrucariales, Verrucariaceae. The record is from RefSeq and is a predicted model, not a curated record. The coding region runs from base 1 to 534 and encodes 177 amino acids.
AUGGCGUCCAAGGUGGACUCCAACCUGAUGUCUAAGAUGACCGAAGAAGAGAAGAAGAUCACUGGUCAAGACCACCCUGUCAAGGGAGGUCCCACAGCUCAGGCUCAGAAACAUGCAAAUCAACCCCUCAACUCUGAAGUCAUCCGUGAUAUUACCAAGGGCGAAGAGAAGAUUACUGGCAAUCCAAAUCCAACGCGGUCCGGUCCUACCAGCACUGCCCAAAGCAUCCUCACCAGGUCUGGGAACGCACAAACGACGUCCAAUACUCCUGGCAACCAACAGGAGAAUCACUCUGGCAUCCUCGACUCAUCCACCAUCUCCAAGGUCACCGAUGCGGAAAAGAAGAUUACCGGUGACGACCAACCAGCUCGUGGAGGACCUACAGCUCGUGCUCAGCAACAUAGUGGAGAAGCCAUCACGUCAGAGGCUUUGCACGACAUCACAGAGGGAGAGAAAAAGCUGACAGGAGGAGAACGAGUCAAGGGCGGACCAACCAGCACCGCACAGAGUGAGCUGGCCAAGAGCAGAUCAUGA